Aspergillus mulundensis is the source of this 1257-nucleotide messenger RNA. RefSeq names its product zinc finger MYND domain-containing protein. The record is from RefSeq and is a predicted model, not a curated record. NCBI's taxonomy places the organism in Eukaryota, Fungi, Ascomycota, Eurotiomycetes, Eurotiales, Aspergillaceae. The transcript is spliced from 3 exons. The coding region runs from base 1 to 1257 and encodes 418 amino acids.
AUGUCGGAUAUCGACGAAAUCCGUGGCCAGGAAGAGGGGUGUCCGACUUGCUCUCCAACUUGGCCAUCAGUGAACUCGACCUCCCAGAGCCAGAUGAUGACCAGAGAAGCGCAACUAGGUACUGCUGUCCGCGAUCAGCUGCCAUACUACGAGAAAUCUGAGGACGCCUGUGUUAUGUGCAACACAACCACUUCCCGCCAGUGCUCAGUCUGCAAAAGCGCACGAUACUACUCCUCCACCUGUCGGUCAGCCGACUACCCGGUCCACAAGCUACUCUGCCGGAAGUUCGCACACCAGGCCCGCAGGCCGUCUCUCAAUCAUAAAAAAGCAAUAUUCUUUCCUGCCAACAAGGCCAAACCGCAGAUGGUGUGGGUGAAGUGUGAAGGGAGGAGAGGCGAAACUAGCGUGGAAUGCGAGUUGCCUGACAAGACGCCCUUCUUUCACGGCAGGCUGGGACGGCAUGUCAUUGAAGAAACCCGUGUUCGCUGCCGCCGGCUAGGACUGGGAUACUCGGAAUUUAGGCCCUCUGAAAUCGGCUACUUUGUGACUUUCUACUACCGCGAUGAGACCGCCUACAACGAGAGCCUCGCCCGCACCCUCGCAGCCUAUAGCAGAUGUUUGCCCUACCGCGGUCCUUUGCUUGCCGUGCUGCAGAUCCCUCAUCAGUUCCUCAAUAACAUGCCCCUUUCAGAUUUUAGAGAUGUCCUUGAUUUCAUGGAAAAGUGGAGGGUCGACUGGGAUAAAGAAAGCCUCCUUUCGCCCCCCAGAGCUGUGAGAGGUAUCAAGAUCUCUUGCGGAGGCGAACGCGGUAAUGGCGACUCUUCCAUGUUUGUCCCUGUCGAGACGCAGACCCUUCCGUGGGUUCGCCAAAGCCACGGCUCCUUGUCAGCGGUUUCGGUCAGACUCGGCAUGCCCCUUCGUCUGUGGAGGUACCCUGACCCGGAUACCGACGUGAACAGAAGCAACUCCGAAGCUGCCGUGUUUGUUGUUCGCGAGGAUGGCGUCGAUCUUGAUAUAGCCGAUCUGCAGAAGAUGUGCUCCUUCAAUUUCAAGGACGUGGGCGAGAAGAUUGUAGGCCUCUACGAGAAGAUGGAUGAACUUUGGACCCGGAUUCAAAGGUCAGGUCAGAACGAGUCACCUAGGACCUGGGAGGAGCUCAAGCGCCAGGAAGAAAUUCGAGACCGUGAUGAACAGGCGAUCCGACAGAGAGUGCUGGACUUCAUUACCCGUGGGAACAUGCUCAGCAUCUACGGAUAG